AGAGCGUCCGAAAGGAAAGGAAGAUGGAGGAGAACACUGGUAGAGACGUCGACACCGGCAGUGAAACAGGAGGCGAGGAUGCCCUGGUUGGAAAUGUCAAUAAGCUGAUGGUGAGUCCACCAGGUUACGCAGGAGCUCCAAGGAAAGGGCAUCUGGUGUUUGACGCUUGCUUUGAGAGUGGAAACCUCGGCCGUGUUGACUACAUCAGUGAGUUUGAGUUUGACCUCUUCAUUCGUCCUGACACCUGCAACCCUCGCUUCAGAGUCUGGUUCAACUUCACAGUGGAGAAUGUCCGUGAAACCCAGAGGGUCAUUUUCAAUGUGGUCAACUUCUCCAAGACCAAGAGUCUGUACAGAGAUGGCAUGUCUCCUGUUGUCAAGUCUACCAGCCGUCCAAAAUGGCAGAGGCUUCCCCCUAAAAACGUCUACUACUAUCGCUGCCCAGACCACCGCCGCAACUACGUCAUGUCCUUUGCCUUCUGCUUCGACCGGGAGGACGACGUCUAUCAGUUCGCCUACUGUUACCCUUACACCUACUCCAGACUGCAGCACUACUUGGCCAGUUUGGAGCGCAGGAACCUGCCCUACCUGCAGAGGGAGCAGCUGGGACUGAGCGUGCAACAGCGGCGUCUGGACCUGUUAACCAUCACCAAUUCUGACCACCUGAGCCUGGACAGGGACAAGAAGCUGGUCUUCCUCACAGCUCGUGUCCACCCUGGAGAGUCUCCAGCCUCCUUCAUCUGUCAAGGUGUGAUUGACUUCCUGGUGAGCCAACACCCUGUGGCACAGAUCCUCAGAGAUCAUGUGAUCUUUAAAAUCGUCCCUAUGCUGAAUCCUGAUGGCGUCUACCUGGGAAACUACAGGUGUUCUCUGAUGGGCUUUGACCUGAAUCGUCACUGGCAGGACCCUUCUCCGUGGGCCCACCCAACGCUGCAUGCUGUCAAACAACUCAUAGUGCAGAUGAACCAAGACCCGAGGGUCAGUUUGGAGUUCUACAUUGAUGUUCAUGCCCACUCCACCAUGCUGAACGGCUUCAUGUACGGUAAUGUGUUCGAGGACGAGGAGCGUGUCCAGAGACAGGCUGUCUUCCCCAGGCUGCUCUGCCAAAACGCACCAGACUUCUCCUUUUCCAACACAUCCUUUAACCGAGACGUGGUGAAAGCUGGUACUGGCAGACGUUUCCUUGGUGGGCUCCUCGACGACACGUCCUACUGCUACACUCUAGAGGUGUCCUUCUACAGCUACAUGACCGCCGGCAGCACCGCCCCUGUGCCCUACACUGAGGAGACAUACAUGAAACUGGGCAGAAAUGUGGCUCGGACCUUCCUUGAUUACUACAAACUUAACAAUCUUAUCAAAGACAACAGACCAGCUCACAUUCAAAGCUCUGAGGUGAUGUCUCAAACAGGAAAUGGAAAGGGUAAUGGUGUCGGUGACAGAGACAGGGAGAAAAGCCACAGUGUCAGGCACUAGACGGGUGGACGGACGGACAGAGGCACUGGACAAAUGGACGAAGGCACUAGACGGAUGGAUAGACACACACUGAGCAUGUAUAAAAGUCAGAGUACCGUGGCAGGAGGAUCCUUCACACUUCAUUGCCUUUAGAAUCUCCACAUCUCCUUGGCUAUAAAGACUUAUUUUCACAGAUUUGUAACAGUGGAAUGACUGGUACUUGCUGGAUUAAAUUCAGUGGACGUUUCCUCCUGGGUUUUUUAGUGACUAUAAAAUGUGUGCUGUUGAAUGCCAAGGGGAGACAGACUGGUAACCCAUGUAAAAUCCAUCUGAGGCCUUCAUUUAGCAGCUCCUUUUAUGUUUGUUGGAAACAAAAGCUGUAAAUAAAUGCAUGAUUCUCUGA
This is a messenger RNA of Sphaeramia orbicularis (orbiculate cardinalfish), 1854 nucleotides long. RefSeq names its product AGBL carboxypeptidase 4 (gene agbl4). NCBI's taxonomy places the organism in Eukaryota, Metazoa, Chordata, Actinopteri, Kurtiformes, Apogonidae. The record is from RefSeq and is a predicted model, not a curated record. The transcript has 13 exons. Bases 24 to 1472 code for a protein of 482 amino acids. Gene Ontology annotation, molecular function: metallocarboxypeptidase activity; zinc ion binding. Gene Ontology annotation, biological process: proteolysis.